This is a messenger RNA of Cornus florida, 2242 nucleotides long. RefSeq names its product pyruvate kinase isozyme A, chloroplastic-like. Gene Ontology annotation, cellular component: cytoplasm. The transcript has 7 exons. Lineage: Eukaryota; Viridiplantae; Streptophyta; Magnoliopsida; Cornales; Cornaceae. The record is from RefSeq and is a predicted model, not a curated record. Gene Ontology annotation, biological process: glycolytic process. The coding region runs from base 241 to 1989 and encodes 582 amino acids. Gene Ontology annotation, molecular function: potassium ion binding; pyruvate kinase activity; magnesium ion binding.
AGAAUUUUCAACACCCAAUUAGGGCUACCUCUUUUUUUUUCCUGUACUAUUCUUUUCCUACUUUCCUCCCUGUAAUAUUCUCUCUCUCUCUCCUCUCAAACCCUAGUUCUCUUCUCUGUCCUCGUAAACCCCGACACUCCCACCUAACAAAAUACAAAAGCAUCAGCGGACUUCCCAAUCACAAACACCUCAAACCCUUCAAUUCUGAAUCUGUGAUCAUCAACUCUGACCUCGACAUCCAUGGCUUUCGCGGUUGAUUCUGCUACUAUGAGUUGCAAGGUUGUUGCUAAGAACCCUAGUUUGCCUUUAAAGAAAGGGCUAUUUGGUGUUUCAGUUUGUCCUCCUAAAAGGGUUUGUUUCAAUUUGGGGAAAUUGAAGGUAAAUAAGGCUCGGAUUGGAGUCCGGUCCGCUGUGGAAGUGGGCGUGGACGGUUUGGAGAGUUCAGGUGUUUUGAAGAGCGUUAAUGGGUCAUUGGGGUUUGAUGUGGUAUCAGUGGGAGAGUUGAGAGAGAAGGGGUUUUUAGGUUUGAGGAAGACGAAGCUCGUUUGCACGAUUGGACCGGCUUGUUGUUCGUUGGAGGACUUGGAGAAGAUGGCAAUGGGAGGAAUGAAUGUGGCCAGGCUUAAUAUGUGUCACAACACGAGGGAGUGGCACCGGGAUGUGAUUAGGAAGAUCAAGAGGUUGAAUGAGGAAAAGGGGUUUUGUGUUUCUGUGAUGAUCGACACCGAAGGCAGUCAGAUACAUGUGGUUGAUCAUGGGGCUCCUUCCUCUGUCAAAGCAGAGGAUGGCUCAAUCUGGUUUUUCACAACUGAAAAGUUCGAGGGAUCUCGUCCAUUCACAGUUCAAGCAAACUAUGAAGGUUUCUCCGAAGGUGUCAAAUUGGGCGAUGAGCUUGUUAUUGACGGAGGAAUGGCAAGCUUUGAAGUCAUAGAAAAGAUUGGGAAUGAUUUGCGCUGUAAGUGCACAGACCCUGGUCUACUACUGCCUCGCGCCAAAUUGAGCUUCUGGAGAGAUGGGAAGCUUGUUGGAAGAAGUUUUGAGCUCCCAACUCUAUCAACAAAAGAUUGGUCCGACAUCAAGUUUGGAAUUUCUGAAGGUGUUGAUUUGAUUGCCAUGUCAUUUGUAAACGAUGCUGGUGCGGUCAAGCAUUUGAAGGAUUACCUCUCCACUAAAGCAUUGAAAUCCAUAAAAGUUUUGGCAAAGAUUGAGAGCUUGGAGUCUUUCCAGAAACUGGAAGAAAUUGUAGAGGCUUCUGAUGGAAUAAUGGUGGCACGAGGUGAUCUUGGAGUUGAAAUCCCAAUUGAGCAGAUACCAACAGUGCAAGAGAAAAUUAUCCAUGUUUGCAGGCAGCUCAAUAAGCCGGUGAUUGUAGCUUCUCAACUUCUGGAGUCAAUGGUUGAAUACCCUAUACCAACACGUGCUGAGGUUGCAGAUGUUUCUGAAGCAGUUCGACAGAAUGCGGAUGCCUUGAUGUUAUCUGGUGAAUCAGCCAUUGGAUCAUAUGGACAGAAGGCUCUUUCUGUUUUGCGAAUGGCCAGCUGUCGAAUGGAACUUUGGAGUCGUGAGGAGAAUCAAAAUGGUGUUUACAAGCAGCGUCAACCUGGAGUAUCUCUGCCAGACCGAAUUGCUGAGCAGAUCUGUAAUUGUGCAGUGGAAAUGGCAAACAACCUUGGUGUGGAUGCAAUCUUUGUGUACACAAAUUAUGGACAAAUGGCAUCUUUACUCUCGCGCAACCGUCCAAACCCUCCAGUAUUUGCCUUCACAAAUGACAACACUACCCGAAUGGCUCUAAAUUUGCAGUGGGGAGUCACCCCCCUCCUUAUUAAUUUAUUAGAUGAUAUGGAAGCUAACAUCUCGAAGACCAUUGAUCUUAUGAAAACCAAGGAGAUGGUGAAAGACGGAGAUGUUGUUUUGGUGGUCUCAGAUGUCAUUUCAAGUUGUGCAAACUCAAAUGUCUUCCAAUCAAUCCAGGUGAAAGCCAUUGCUUAGGAGCAUCAUUCUCUUCAACAUGGUAGAUAAAGAUCCAUUUGAGCUUUGAAAAAGUAAAGGAAAACAUUGUUUCAUUCCGUAUAGUGACAGUGUAAUUCUGCCUUUUUCUUAUCUCCUUCUAGUGUAGCAGAUACAUUUGAACUUGGUCUCAUUAUUAUUAUUAUUAUUUUCUCAAAUAACACGUUCAUAUUGUGCUAUAAAUUUGGACCUGAAGGCAUUAUACAUUUUAUAAAUGAGAUUUAGAUUUUAUUAA